AUGUCAGAAGCUGAUAAAGAUCUCGAUGAACAACAAGUGGCCCAAGGCCGCGAAUCGGAGUCUGAAGAGAGAGUGGUUCGUAGUGACAACGAACCACUUCUGUUAACAAACAAAUUGACCAAUACUCCAGAGUCCUCGCCAUUUGCUCCUCCCGAACCUCUUGGUUCAUGGGCUGAGCAAAUGAGUUCACCGUCGGACUCGAUAAAAGAAACAGUCAUCCUUUUAACAGACAUAACAGAUACUACAACAUCUUCACACAGGAACAACAUCCUGAUGAAGAAGAUAACACACAGGCAAACCCGACCGUUGCCGAACGCGGCUGAAGAAUCCCAGCAAAGUGUUGAACCUAUGGACACUUCAGAGAUAGUACAUUCUGAUAAUCCAUUGGAGCUGUCAGACGAGCCAGAUAGUUGGCUACCAGUAGGUACCAACUCUCCUCAGCAAGAACGUGCAAUCAAAACUACAGCUAAAAGCAGGAAUGAUUGCAGCGUCACAAAAAAAAGAAAGGAAAGCCGUCCAAAAAAAGAUAUUGCAAAGAAAAGAAACAUCCGCAUGAAUGCGGUGCUCACAUUUCUUCAAGAGCUCCAUAGCGAAACGACGAGCUCAGACACAGGUGGCCCCUUAAAACCUAAUACAAGUGCCACUUCUCUAAUACAGUGUCCACAGGUGACCAACUAUAGUACAACAGAAGUGCCAUACACAGUCGAGGAGCUGACCGCUCAUCCACUCCGAAAAGUAUUCGACUAUAUUACAACGAAUAAUACAUUACGCGACCAAAUUCAUUACCAAACGGCCGCAAAAGUAGUCCACUUACUACAAACACUUCUUGAAGUUAUUGAAAAUAGCACAAGAUCCUUUCACAGUCUUUCAGUUUUCCUUUCCAAUCGGCAUCCUUUAGACUGCCAAUACACCCACCUCAUGAGCUGGAUACAAGAGCUCACCCACUGCAUAACAGCUGUCACAGUCAACAAGGAUCAACUUCAAGAAAACCACGCUAAGAUCGUUCAAUGUUACGCAGCCAAUGGCGGUAGAAAUACUACAACAUGCAUCAGCUAUUACAGCGCAUGCGACUCGCAUGAUACGCAUUCUGGAAACUACCAGGUAAUCCACAUAGUGAGUCCAAAGCGCAUAAGUACAAAUGCCAUGAACAAGCAAUAUGGCUUGAAUAUGGCAACAGGCACAUCACAGACGUGGUCAGAAUACCCUAGUUCAUAUAUGAGCACGCUCAGCUGGUGGCGAGAUCACUACUCAGAAGCACUUAUGGGUGGAAUAACAGAAAACUGCCCCCUCACAAUCCCACAGCUGAGCCGUGACAACCACCCGGCUCGAGAAAAAGAAAAUAUUGCGAUCAUACUCCAGUUAAGGUAUGUAUGUAGUAUAAAGCGACAUUACGGUACCUGCAUACGAAAAGAUCCUUGCAGUCAGUGCCGGGAGGAAGGCUACCAUAGGGUCUUUUGUGUCAAAAACCCCCGGGUGGAGCCGGACAUAUGCAUGAAAGCUUCGGAGUUUUAUCCUAUACUACAAGUCCAAACUUACCGGCCUCCUCCUCCAGGAGCCCGAAUCCGCCCGAAGCACAUCCAGUCUUUACGCAAACGCGCGAAAGGUGCAAAGAAAUCCCAAAAGGCACAGCUAAACAGUACCUCACUUUGUGAACCCAUUCAAUUCGUUGACGGACCUUUAUGGCCAAUCGUCGAUUCUACAACGAAGCAGUUCACAAGUUUUAUUCCUAACUAG
Molecule: messenger RNA, 1734 nt
Organism: Cooperia oncophora
Lineage: Eukaryota; Metazoa; Nematoda; Chromadorea; Rhabditida; Trichostrongylidae
Source: the annotation of a GenBank genome assembly